Messenger RNA from Paramacrobiotus metropolitanus, 867 nucleotides. RefSeq lists its product as uncharacterized. Gene Ontology annotation, cellular component: membrane. The record is from RefSeq and is a predicted model, not a curated record. Bases 1 to 867 code for a protein of 288 amino acids. The transcript has 4 exons. NCBI's taxonomy places the organism in Eukaryota, Metazoa, Tardigrada, Eutardigrada, Parachela, Macrobiotidae. Gene Ontology annotation, biological process: sensory perception of taste.
AUGCUGAUAACAACAUGGGAAUACGUGGAAUGGCGCCGCUUCAGCGAUUCGGAUCCGCGACGGUAUCUGGCCAACUACGAUACUGUAUACGAACCGAUGCCCAUGCAGAUUACAUUGCCUCAAGCGUACUUGUUCUGGUUUUGCUGCUGCUCGUUUCCGUAUUACAUUUCUCAGCUCAUCUUCAUCGUGAUUGUAUCGCUGUCGUUGAUGCUGCGGGAUUCCUGCGAGCAGAUCAAUCUGGACAUUACCGCCCUGCGGGAGCAGAUGGAAGACGUUCACGCGUUCGGAAAACACACCCCGAUUGGGAAGAAAAUCCUGGAUGAUGUGGAGGAAAGAGUGUCCGUGUUGCGCCGGAUGCAUCUGGAAGUCGUUCUGUGCUGCGAAAGCGUGAAUAAAAUGUUUGGAUGGAUUUUGUGUGCCAUCUACGUGUUCAGCUUGGCGGUGGCUUGCUCGUUUAUUGCAGCAGCGGUUUCCAAUACGGAUAAACUAGCAAUCACGGCGGUGCUGAAUGUCGGCAGUGUGGUGCUUUUCGGGAGUUAUGCGAUUCUGUUUAUGAUACCAUUGGCACAAGUCCAUGAGCAGGAUAGCAAGCUGCCGUUGCGUCUUUAUCGCCUUACUGAUCAACUGCAAUAUCUGCCGAUGCAUACUCGCGUGUUUGCUGAUCUGAACCUUUUUUCAUCGGCCUGUCAAAAGUUCAACGUGAGCCUGUGUGCUGCUGAGCUCAUCCAUUUCAACAGAGGUCUUUUAACAUGGACAGUAACGUUUCUGGUUUCCGCUGCGUUCCUAGCCCAUGAGGUUGUUAGUCGAGCCGAAGACAGCCUGAUCGAAUAUCCCAACACGGUAGCGAAGAAUCUGACAUUACCAUGA